AAUCAUCAAAUUGGUAGUCGGUUAUUGGUUUUUAAGAAGACGUGUAAUUUUUGAAAAAUACAAUUUUUUCCUGACGUAGUCAAUUUGAAAACGCGGUUUCGAGCAGUUCAUUUUUCGAUAACUUUAUUUAUUAUAAAACAUGGCUAAAAACGAUUCAAAUACUAGUGAAAAUAAACCCAUUACAAUAAACAAAUGGGAUUACCUAGCUUUGAAAAAUACUUUGGAUGAUGCUGUCAAAGAAGUUUUUAUUACGAAGUAUAACCACGUUGAAAAUUUUUCUCUUAUUGAUUGUCGUUUGUUAAUAUGUACUUUUGCUGUUUUGGUUGCUGGUUAUGCACUUGUAUGGGAUUACUUCAACCCAUUCCCUAAAUCACGUUAUGUUCUUACUGUUUGUGUUGCUCUAUAUUUUGUGACAAUGGGAAUAAUAACAUUAUAUACAACAUAUAAAGAAAAAGGUAUAUUUGCUGUGACAUUAGAAAGAGAUGAAAGUGGUUAUAAUCCAGAUGCUGUAUGGGAAGCAAGCAGUUUUAUUAAAAAGCAUACAGGUGUUUAUCAUUUGAAUCUAACAAGGAAAGAUCCAGUUGGAGGUGUCGUAAAGGAACGUGAAAUUGCCAAAUCAGUUUCCCAUUUCUUUGACAUGGAUGGUACUUUAUGUGAAAAUGUAGUUGAGCAAGAAGUUACCAAAUUGCGAGAUGGUAUUUUGAAAAAUAAAAAAAGCGAGUAAUUCAAAGUUUUUGUUUAAAUAAUUACCUAUAUAGGUUCCUAAUUAUGUUUGUUUAAAUAAAAUUAUUUUUUAAAAAUGUU
Molecule: messenger RNA, 804 nt
Organism: Daktulosphaira vitifoliae (grape phylloxera)
Lineage: Eukaryota; Metazoa; Arthropoda; Insecta; Hemiptera; Phylloxeridae
Gene: Spase25
Product: signal peptidase complex subunit 2
Exons: 1
Coding region: 140-724 (194 amino acids)
Biological process (GO): protein targeting to ER
Cellular component (GO): signal peptidase complex; membrane
Source: RefSeq, a predicted model, not a curated record